AUGGUUUCGGGAUCCUCGCCUGAGGGCAUUGUGGCCCACAUGAACAAGUCGCACAAAAUCGCGCUUGAAGACUACCUGUUUGCAUAUGGCCACGUCCGUAUGGAUGAGAAGAUCGCACAUGUAAGACUCGAGUCCAUCAGCCUGACGCAUAUGACUAUACUAUUCAACCACUUCGAUGUUGAGUUCGAGAUAGAGAAGGUUAUCCUAUUUGAACCACCGCUGAAGGAGUGGUCUGAGGCCCGUCCGCGUCUUGCUGAAAUGGCCAAGGCUGCGGCUAAGAAACGCGGCUAUUCACACGUUCAGGUCAACGAAAUGAGCUACCCCAACAGUUUAGUGGACUACGUGAUAGUGCUUUUCGUCUUCUUUCCUCUGGCAUGCUACAUGCGUCGCGACCUACUGAACUACGUCCCAUUUGUUGGACCCUAUUUUGACAACGACGCCCUGCUUUUAGGUAUCCAAUUAGCAGCAUUCGCUAUUCACUUUUUGGAGUGCAUCUUCCUCCUGAAACCUAAGCUUGACUUCUACAGAGUGCCAACGGAUUUCCUCAUUGAAUGGUACCUCUUUGGCAUGCUGGAAGGGUAUGGCCCCGUCAGGAGAUUUGACGAGCUGGCAAAGGGAAAGGUGCAUUAA
This is a messenger RNA of Lachancea thermotolerans CBS 6340, 630 nucleotides long. RefSeq lists its product as uncharacterized. The coding region runs from base 1 to 630 and encodes 209 amino acids. The record is from RefSeq and is a predicted model, not a curated record. Lineage: Eukaryota; Fungi; Ascomycota; Saccharomycetes; Saccharomycetales; Saccharomycetaceae. The transcript has a single exon.